Odontomachus brunneus is the source of this 5343-nucleotide messenger RNA. RefSeq names its product protein ecdysoneless. The transcript is spliced from 5 exons. The record is from RefSeq and is a predicted model, not a curated record. Gene Ontology annotation, cellular component: nucleus. The coding region runs from base 239 to 2128 and encodes 629 amino acids. NCBI's taxonomy places the organism in Eukaryota, Metazoa, Arthropoda, Insecta, Hymenoptera, Formicidae.
CAAUUUCGACUCGACCGUAUAGGUUAUGAUCGCAUUUGCGAUAAUCCCGUAAACAACUUUGGUCACGCUUAUUGUCGUCUAUGCGUUCACCCACGAAGAACGCCCAUGGAAACCGGGCGUCACACGAAGCUUGCGUGCUGCUCAAAGUUGAUCUGGUGAACACGGUGAUGUAGAGAGGUGCGAUAACGGACACAGUUAUUAGAGUUUGACUAAUCCGAGGUGCAUACCACGCUAGAAAAUGGCAAACACAGCAGUCAUGCAUAAGGCAAAAGAGGAGGAUAUCCUCGAGUGUUUCCUGUAUCCCAAGUUUUGCUACACGACGGACCCGGACGCGGUAACGGAGGCGACGCUGAGUGAAGAAAUCGAGAAGUACAACGCAGAGAUCGCGCUGUUUAUCGUCGAUCAUAUAUGGCACUGUGACAGCUUAAAUUUCCGUCCUAGAACCAAGCAAGCAAUGCUGUUGAACAGAAUACUCGAGGGAUCAGCUGUUGAAGAAGACUAUCAUACCUUGCCCCAUAUUUACGCGAGUCUACGCUUCGACGAGGACAUAGGUGACGAGUGGCUGACAGUGUUCCUGAUAUUUAAGCUCACCAAAGUUUUCAAGGGAUUGAUCGCCAGAGUAGUGGAUUCAGAUGGGGAGUUUCUUCUGAUAGAGACCGCUAAUGUUCUACCGCUGUGGGCUAGCCCUGAGACAUGUCAAGAUCGAGUGUUCAUUCAUGACGGUGACAUACACGUCAUCAGAGAGAGGGGAACGUCGUUUCCGAAUUUGCUGAACAAUAUAAAUGGCAAGCCAUACAUCUCCAAGAUGUCUGAAAAAGUACAGCUUAUAUUGCAGAAACGAAUUAGGAUUUAUCCAGACGAGAUACAGAAGAGGAAGCACAAGACCAGAGCAUUUCUUCCAGAGAAAGCAGCCUCUAUACUUCGUCUAGAGCCUAGACUCAUAGCUCCAGCAAUUAGAACCAUUUGUCAUUCAGAUCCAUUGGAGCGUAGGGUAUGUCGCGCCAUGAGAUAUUUUCCCCCUGAACAACGAACUAUGGUCAAUCUCAAAAUGACCAAAUGUUUAUACGCGAUGGCAACGCACUGUCGUUAUACCGGUGAUCCAAGAACAGGUUGGAACAUACCACCCGCGACUUGCUCAAAAUACAAUGCUCACGUUCUCGGAGUUAAGGUAGCAUGCGGUUUAGAGAUGUUAGUAGCUCGGGCCAAUGAGGAGCGUAGAAAACAUACCAAACAGAAACCGGACGCUUCCGAUGACGCUGAGAAGUUAAAGCUGAACGAACCAGCCUUCAAUGCUUAUCUAGCUCGUUUAGAGGCAAGCGGUUAUUUUAGAGAUCUGUUGGAAGGUAGCCAGGAGCGUGAUAAGUUGCUAUCCACAGCAAAAGAGUAUUUCUUGAAGCAUGCGACCUUAUUUGAUAAUCUAACAAAUUUACACGAAAGCGAUGCUCAAAAAGUCUUAGAAGCAUGGGAGAAUAUACAGACCAAUGACAUUGAAAUGCAUGCUCAAGACGAGACCACUCUAAGUCCUGCGAACAGUGACAGCUGGCUGAAUGUAGAUCCGGCGCAAUUAGAAACGUACUUAAAUCAACAAUGGGGCAACGUUAAAGACAGGAAAUUAGAUCAAGAAUCUUUGAGUCUCCGAGAGAAAGUGCAGUCGUUUCUCAACCAAACCAGCGGCGUCGAUGGCGUGCAUUUCUUAGGGGAGCAAUCAGUGGAAAAUGAUGUGAUGCAAGACGCGGAAGAUAGUACACGAAUAGAAUUCGACGCGGAUGUAUUUGACAGUGCACUGAGAGGUAUUCUUGACUUGGUUGUUCCGGGAGGCGAAGGAGAAUUUGAAGGCAGCUCGGAGGGCUCGCUCGGUGGCGAUGACGAGGAUAAGGGCGGGGACAUGGACAAGUACAUGCGACUAUUAGAUUCGCAGCUGCAAUCACAAAUGAUAAAAGAGGAGAAUACCGUAGUGGCUGAGGAUAAUAACGUCGCGGAUCCCGUAGAGGCAAGUUUGCGAGAGAGUAUCGAGGCCGAGGCCGGCGGCUCUGGUCCGGCCGGGAAUAUAAUCGGCGGCCCUGUUCGGAGGCUCAUGCACUUGCAGUUGCAAUCGCCCACGACGGUACCGCCUGACUUGCAAAGUUAAUGGCACCUCUGAUAAAGACGAUUGAUAAUGUUAAUUCACAUUGAUUAAACAUCAUAAACAUUACUGCAACUCUCGCUUCAUUGCAUUCUCUGCAAAAUACAUAAACAUUCGCCAUUUACAAAAAGACUUAUACAAAGCCGAUAUCGUGGACUAAAAAAAAAAACAAAAUCUUGUUACUAUCUAAAUUAUAUAUUAUUACAUUUAUUACUUAAAGUAUAUACUUAAUGUUAUUGAUCGAAGCACUUUUAUCACACGGUUAGUAUCAUCGAUACAUAUUUCUAGAGAUCACGAUUGUAUUCUCAUCACUCGGCUAUAUACUACUGUUUUUCAUACAUAUUAUAUACAAGGUGAUUUGUUCUGUGAUUUGUGUCUCAAGACACUGCAGCAGGACAGUUCGUGGAAAAACUAAAUACUAAGAAAUGUUCACGUCUUUUCAUACAGAGGUUAGUUUUUACGAGCUAUUUUACUGGUAUUUUGAGAUGCAAAUCUCACACAUCUUGUAUAUAUACAUAUAUACAUAACGUAUAUAAGAUGUUAUUACUGCAGGCCAUAGAAUUAGUCGGUAAGAGAACAAAGUACUCUACUAUUUGUACAUGUAGUAGUUUUGUUUCCACUUUUAUAACUAAUUUUAAUAAGCAUCGAACUAUCCUCUUGUGUAAAGCUUUGUACAUUUCAAUUGGAAUAAUGAGACACAUUGGACGUUUGUUGUGUAUAGAUUUGUAUAUUUUAGACUUGCUGAAGAUGCGCAUGACGACACAUCUAUCAAGCAUGCGUGCCUGCGCGCAUACAAGUCUGCAUAAAAAUUCCAUAUAAGAACAUCGUUUAUAUUAUAAUUUGGAGAAUUACGGUCUCUCUGUUGGUGCUAUUAGCGACAUGAUCGAUUAUUUGAUUGCCUAUAGUUUGAACCACUUUGGUUUCCCUUUUUUAUUUUGUACUGAUGAUGAUGAUGACGAUUCCCCACCACUCGAUCCUGGAGUAACGCGAUCACUUUUAUUUUCAACAAUUGUGCCACCCUUGUCUUUAGUUGUCGUAUCUUGUUCUUUUCGCGUUGUGUCGGUUCUAUAGAUAAAUAUGUAAAUUAUAACAUCGAUCUACAUUGAAGGCUACAAUCGAUACGUCUUACCUAGACCUCACAGCUUCGAUACCAGCGGCUCUUGGAUCCGUUAACUUUGUUUUUACACUCGGCUUGAGCGAUGAUUGCCCGGAAUAAUAGACGAUAGCGGAGGGAAUCAAAUUUUCAUCUAUCAGUCGCGCUUCAGGGUUUAAAAUGUGCUUUGGUGGAGCGGUAUCUGUCGACAAGAAAGUGACGAAAUUUCAUUAACGACACAUAUCUUCCUUUGCUUCGUCCAUAAAAUAGAUACGUUAUAACUGCGCGUUGUCACUUACAGAUUGUGAAUUCGCAGCUCGGAUCGUCCAAGUAAUUCAUGAUGAAAUUUUUUACAGUUUGAAUGCUCUCUAAUGGUCCAAACAAUCCCUGAAGAACGAAUUGAUCGGGAAACUGUAUGCGAAUUACGGUGCGUCGAUACUUGUUCAAUUGGUCUAGAAUUCGUUUGUCUCGGUCCAACUGACGCUGCGCCUCCGUCAGCAGCGGAGCUGAUUCAAGUUGUUCCCUACGACGUUUAGCGUCUCGUAAGAGAGUCUUCGCGUCGUGCAAGUUUAGGUCGAAGAAGCUGUCCGGCAAUUCGUCCCUCGGCAAUGCCUGAGUUCCAACUUGAUUGAACACUAAAGCGUUUCUUUCCCCUAACUACAAUACAAGAUUUAUGUACGUUAAUAAGUAAACACGUCAUUGCUACGAGAUUGCACGUAUGCACAAUUACAUCUUACAAACUCAAUUUUGUAUGUGUUUUCUUGAUCUCUCUUGCACGCCUCCGUGACAUUCUGAUCUCUCUCAGUGUCGUGAUCUUUUAUAUUGGACGCAACGGAAUGGGUUCCUUCUGUCGCAGGUAUAUUCAUCUCUUGGUUUUUCCUCUUAUCUCUCGUACUUGUCUGUUCGUCUUCUACAUCCAUCUUUUCCUCAUCUACACUUGCACCCGAUCUCGUUUCGUCUGCUGUAUCCAUCUUCAGCUCAUCUACGCUUACAUCCAUAUUCGCCUCAUUUUCUACUAGUUUGUUCUGGUUCUCUGUAUUUGGCACAAUAUUUAUCGAUAAAGUCACGUCAUCUAUUGUUUUACUACAGUGUGGUGUGGGCGAAGGCAUUCUUUGGGGAUUUCUAUUCCUCGAUGCGGUAUCCACUGUCAAGACUGGCUUUGGGAGCAAAGGCGUCGACACGUGCGCCUGAAUUUUAAAUUGCUCGGGAUCGCGAUACAUUAAUCGUAUUAUUGCCUUCCCACUGCUUAGGCCCAGCGACUUCAACGUCGCUUUCUCCAAUGCUUCUUUUCCACAUAUCUGUACAAAAAAGAAAUUUGAGGUGCAUCUUUGUUGCCUUUGAGAUAUAUUCAGGCAAACUUACGUAAUCACAAAUCGCAUAUAAACAAGGAAAUUAAUAAAUCAUGAUUUGUGCAGUAAAAAUAUGUCUUAUAUUAGACACAUAAUUGGCAAAUUUCCUUGUGCACAUGCAAUAUCUGAUGAUGUAAGUUUGCCUGGCUAGACCUCUACGCUUGUAUCGUGCAACAAUUGUAAAACAUAUCAAUUCUCACAACCUCUUGGCCUUGACAAAAAACAGAAAUGCAAAAGCCAACCAGAACUUGCGCCGAUGGUCAGAUAAUAGUGGACAGUUUCUGCUUUUCUACCAGCAUGAGUUCUGAUUAGCUUCUGCUUCCUGCUAAUAAAGAAUUCACACCUUGACAGAAAACUACAACUUGACCACCAGCGUGAGUUCUUAUCAGCUCUUUUGUCUUUCAAUUCUUUUUGCCAAGGUGUGAAUUCUCCCUUAGUUUCACAAUUUAUGCUAUAUGUGUAUGUACCUCACAAUGCAUAUAGAUCAACACUGCUCUGUCAAGGUCCGGAUCAGGGUAUAUGUCUGUCAGUGCUUGAGCUAACGUUGUAUUAGGUGAGAAUUCUCGCAUUACUCUCUCUCCGUCCUCCGGCUGUAUGCAAAUUGUAACAUUCGACGUGGAACGUGCUUUCGUGCAGGCCACCAUUUCCAGCUGAGCAUUAUUCGGUAGGCCGGUAAAACGGAACGUCGUGUUAAGGUCUAAUAUUCGAUGAACGUGUCUGUAACAAUAAGAUGUAACACACGGCUUAAAAAUGGAAAUUAUACCAUAUUGCAAACCGAA